Messenger RNA from Prunus avium (sweet cherry), 2725 nucleotides. RefSeq names its product benzoyl-CoA reductase subunit C, putative (DUF630 and DUF632). Lineage: Eukaryota; Viridiplantae; Streptophyta; Magnoliopsida; Rosales; Rosaceae. The record is from RefSeq and is a predicted model, not a curated record.
ACUGCUUUCCAGGGAAAAAAACAUCUCUGGAACUCUGCUGUAAAACCCUUAUCUUUUUAUUUUUCUAUUCACUCCAGCUCCAUUUGUCUGUAGGAUAUGGAGAUUUUUUAAGUGGGUUACUUUAGUUACUGCUAUUUUUGUCUUCUUUAGGGCCUUUGAAGCAUUAGAAGUGGGGAUGCAUAAUGAGUGAGGAUAGCAGAUUCAGGAUUUGGAGGUGAGGUGGUGGGUUUGAUCUUUGGGCAUGUAGUGUAAAAACUUUGAAUUCACGGUGACGAGGAGAAUUUUAUCUGUGCGUGAAAGUUCACUGAGAAAAGGUACCUGUUUAAGUUUUUUUUUCUUUUUACUUCAACAGCUUAUGAGGGCUUAUGAUUUAUAAAAGAUUUGGAAAAAGUUGGGGUUUUCUUCCGUGACUAGGAAUGGAAGCUGUCAUUGGAUUUCUUAAUAUGAUGAACUCUAACUCUCUAGGCUUGAAUGAUAACUGAAAAGUGGGUGUGCAUUAUGAGUUUACUCGUUUUUCUAGUAUAACAGUACUCAAAACUGAGCCUGCAUUUGGGUCCAUUGUCUCUGGUUCUUACUAUCUGUCAGUCACUAGGCAGAAGAAGUUGUUGGAAAUUUGGGAAAAUGGGUUGUGUUGCAUCGAGGAUUGAUAAGGAAGAGAGGGUGCGAGUUUGCAAGGAGAGAAAGAAGCUAAUGAAACAGUUGGUUCGGUUUAGAGGAUCCUUUGCAGAUGCCCAGUUGGAUUAUUUAAGAGCAUUGAGGAAUACUGGAGCAACACUUAGACAAUUUACAGAGUCCGAGACAUUAGAGCUUGAUACUACUCCAUAUGGCUUGGCAUUGCCAGCUUCCCCUCCUCCCCCUUUGCCUCCUUCCCCUCCACCACCACCUCCUUACAGCCCUGAUUUGAGAAAAUUGGAUAACAGAGAAGAAGUUGGUCUAGAGGAAAGCAUAGAGAUUACAGAGGAUGAUAUCAGUACUCCACCUCCUCCAGGCCCGAGCUCGUCAUGGGAAUCUUGGUACCUUUUUGACCCUUCUUCACCACAGCAUCUGAAACAUAAUGAAACAGUGGAACCACUUGAAGAGGAAAACUGGGCAGAGACUAAGACGGAUUUUGAGGAAGACGAACAUGAAGAGGAAACUGCUUCAAAUGUUGUAAAUUCUCCGCCUAAGAAACCGCAGCUCGCAGAUUCCGUUGGGGAUAAUUCAUCAACGAUGAAGUUGUAUACUAAGGACACUGCAGACAUGGCCAUGGUACUAUGGAGAAGCAAGAAGACCUUGGAGGGUAUAGCUAAGGUGAUAGAUGAAUAUUUUCUCAAAUCAUCAGAUGGUUUAAAGGAAAUUGCUGUUCUUAUGGACAUCAAAAGAGGGAAUACUUUUCUGCCUCAGAGUACGAGUGAAAGCAAAAGGAAGAGGGGCAAUUCCACAAAGGUCUUUAGUGCAUUGUCAUGGAGUUGGUCUUCUAGGUCACUUCAGUUUCCAAGAGAUGCAGUUGAGUCUAGUGGUCCAAGUGAACCAUGCAGGCCAGGAGCUCAUUGCAUUACACUUCAAAAAUUAUAUGAUGAGGAAAAGAAACUUUACAAAGAAGUUAAGGAGGAAGAGUUUACCAAAUUAGAGCAUGAUAGGAAAUCCAAGUUACUGCAAAAACAAGAGGAUGAAAACCAUGACUGGACCAAGACUGAGAAAACUCGGUUAAGCGUUGAGAGUUUGGAGUCUGACAUCUUACGUCUUCAGCAUUCAAUCAGCACCACUUGUUCUUCUUUAGUGAAGCUCAUAGAUGAUGAGCUGUAUCCUCAGUUGGUCACACUAACUUCCGGGCUUUUGCACAUGUGGAGAACGAUGUAUGAAUGUCACCAAGUUCAACAUUUUGUUUCCCAGCAGUUGAAUAUUCUUACUGAUAUAAAGAUGGACUUGAGUACCAACUACCACCGCCAAGCUGCAAUUCAACUGGAAACCGAGGUUUCUUGCUGGUACAACUGGUUCUGUGAAGUCAUAAAAUCUCAACAAGAGUAUGUUAGAACACUUUCCAGGUGGAUCCAACUUACUGACAGUCUUGUCGAUGACCAUCGUAAGAGUCUUUACUCAUCUUCUGUUCGUCGCAUGUGUGAACAAUGGAAUCUUGCCUUUGAACGAUUACAACAUAAGGGGGCAGCAGAAGCCAUUAAGAGCCUUCAAUUAGCGAUCUGCUCAAUUCGCGUGCAGCAAGUAGAGGAGCACAAUGUGCAGAAAAAGUAUGAAAAACUUGAGAAAAGGCUGCAAAAGGAGUUAUAUUCAUUGGCUGAGAUGGAGAAAAAGAUGGAGGGGAGCGUCACCGAGGGAGAUGAGUACUCCAGUUUAGGCCCUAAGCAUCCUUUGUCACUUAAGCGAGACAAAACUGAAGACUUAAAAAAGGAAGUGGACAGUGAGAAGGCCAAAUUUCUUAACUCAGUCCGGGUUAGCAAGUCCAUGACUCUAGAAAACCUAAAAAGAAGCCUUCCCAAUGUAUUCCAAGCGUUAAUGACAUUUUCUAGUCUCUAUGUUGAAGCCAUUGAGGCUGUUUGUGGCCUCAUUAAACCAGCUGAUGAUUCUGAUGGUACAUUGUCAACCUCAUAGAAUUAACGCUGUUGCCUUGAAAAUAUGGAGAUGAAAUAUGACUCUUCCUGGGUUAUCAGGGAAGUUGAAGAUGUUAACAUUAGAAUGCUGAAGAUUUUGUUAGAUUGGCAGAUCUUAAUUGCUUUUCAAAGAUGCCGUU